GAUUUUCUAGAACCAUGGAAGUUAAGUGAUGUGAUUCUUUUGGUUGAAGAUCAGAAAUUCCAUGUUCAUCGAAGCAUUCUCGCAUUUUGGUCGCCCGUGUUUGAAAAGAUGUUCACUUCAGGACUCAAGGAGAAGAAUAACGAUGAAAUUCCUCUUCCAGGGAAAAAAGCAAGCGAAAUUAAACACUUGCUACUCAUGCUGUAUCCUUCUUUAGAGGAGAAACCAGUGACAAAGGCAAAUUGCUACUUCUUGCUUGAACUUGCUCACGAAUAUCUAAUAGAGUCCAUUGUUCAGAAAUGCCAAUCGUUUAUGGUUUUUAUGGUCAGAGAAAAGAUGGAGGAUGUUUUUGCGAUGCUCAUCUAUGGGCAAAAGUACCAGCUUAAAACUCUUAUAUCGGCGUCUAUAGAUGAGGCACAGCGUUCAGCAUCGUUCAACGAAUUGAUACAGCAUAAAGAAGAGAUCGAGCCAAACAAUUACCUGCAGAUUACUGAGCAAAUUAUUCAGCGACUCGAGCCACUCGAGCCACUGUGUAAGGAAGUGAAAGAAGAGAGUCUGCAACAUCUGGAGCGUGUGGUUAAAAAUCUAUGCGAGCUUGUUCUAGAGAUAGCCGAUAAAUCAUCCAUGUUUGCAAUUCCAGAAACCGCUGAAGAACGUUUAGAUCGUUUACUAAACGUAUUCAUCAGAAAAGGCGUUUACUGUGAGAGUCUAACCAAAGUUGCGAGUGAAUUAAUAGCUCAAAAAGUUACCUUAGAAUGCCUGCCUUGAUUGUACACACAUUUUGGAACCCAUUCAGGGACCUUCAAACUGACAUUGAAUUACCUCCGUCUGCCAACCUUAAAUAUAUUUAUUUGUGGAAAGCUUGAAAUGUAUGUAAGUAACUUGUUUACCUGGUGUUAACCUUCACACACACCGAAAACAACGAACAUCAAUAUUUAUCGUGAGCAUAGAUAUUUCCAGAACUCUGAUCUUUUGGAUGCAGUGAAAAGUAAAGGAAAGCAGAAAAACAACAACGGUUGAUAAACAUCAAUAUGUCCGUUGCUUAACCGAAACUACUCUUUAAGCUUUAAACAUGUGUUCUUUACGGAUAACUAACGUUCCUCAUGUGGGGAUAGAGGAAGGCUAUUUCUAGAAAAUUUGGGUAUGAUUGUACUGAAUGCGUAGCCAAUCCAUGCCCCUAUUUCAGAUCUGAAGCGCUGUUUUAAAUAGCAAGAUAAAGAGCUAAGGGUACCUUAUUACAUGAAAUUUUGGCGACACGUUAGUUAAUCGAUUUUGAAAAAUCCUUAUUUAGCGUAGCCUAUUCCAAGCUCUCAGAUAAUAGAGAAGACGCGAAAGUGAAAUGCACACGAAAAGUUGGCAAGGCGAAAAAAGGAGGGGGAGAGAAAGCCUGUAAUAAUCAUUUCUGUUACGACGCCCUUCCGUCGCCUUUACUUUCGCCAGUUUCCUCCCGUUUUUUGUUUGUUUUGUUUUGUUUUGUUUUGUUUUUUGGCAUGUUCGCACUUUCUCAAUUCAGCGGACCCGACUAGGUACCCAAAGUCAAUGAUAUACGUCAAAUAGCAUGUGUGUGCACAUGACGUCACGUCGGCCAUAUUGGUGUUCCAAAACAAUGAAACGGCGGCCAUGUUGGUAUACCAAGACAACCCCGUGGGAAUUGAACUCUUUUCUUUUGUAAAGACUCUUUUGUUCGUAUUGAUUAGCAUAGAUCUGGCCACGUGAGUGAAUAAGCUCUAUUCACUAGCCUGUGUUUACAACCGCUUCUCAUCGUUUCCCGCUGGUCACCUAUUACACGUUUUCUCUUGUCAAUGGUUUGUAGCCAAAAGGAGCCGAAUAUUUAUUUCCUGACCUACCAGUCCUACGAGUACAGGGUUGUAUACUCUCAGUGUCAAAUGACCUCUGUAAUUUGACUCUGGAAAAGCAAAAAAAAUUGGAAGAAGGUUUAAUUAGUUGCUUAAAGUAUCGAUUUAAAAAAUCCAGCUAGAAAAACCAAAAAGUGCUGAUUGAGUUUUAGGACAGUAUUCAUGCGAACCGCGACCAAAUGUUUUCUUUGAAAUGAAAUGUGGCGAAAGAUGAUCAAAUAUAAUAUUGCGAAGGGUAGGUUACACUUUUUAAGUUAAAUUUCCCUGUUUAUUACGCCUCUUUGUAUAUAUGCAUUCACUAUGUAAAUAAAGCUGGGAAAUUCGGUAAAUGAUCAUAUGCGAAAUAUAUACUUUUACUUUACAUUUUGUAUCAUUUUUUGAAAACUUGUAACCCUUAAACCCACAAGAGCCUACAAGAGCCCAAGACAAAGCAAAUUCAAGAAAAUGCACCGAUUUAUGGAGCGCUUUCACGUGACGUCGUCCGCCAUAUUGGUCAGUUCUAAAACAAUGUAAUGUCGGCCAUGUUGGUGUUCCAGCAGUCCUGUGGGUGUUUUAAAACCUUUUUCUUAUGUAAAAACUUUCCCUUUUCCAAAAAGUUUGUGUAGCUGCUGGUCCCUUGAUUGAAAAGGCCGCUUUUUUUAGCUAUAUUCUCGCUGACGUCAUCUAUUGAUCUUAAUGUGCCAACUAUAAGCGCAUUUGUUCUCGAAACAAAAUAUUCUUUUGUUCCGCUUGUUACACAUUUGCAUGGCAAAAAGAUUAAGGAUUCACAAAACAUUGAGAUAACGAAUCUGAAUCGGCUAAAUAGAGAAACAAUCAUCGGAGAUGUCUUUCCUUAGAUCGGAUAAAUUGACUGGCAACUCCGAGCCUUACAAGUUUGGACUAAUAUCAGCUGAUCUCACUUUCCUCUAAAGGCUGUUAAAUUUGCUAUCCAUGGCCAACGUGCAUUUUUACGUGCGUUUCUAAGGCUACAGUCUUCGACAACUUCCACUGAACGCUGUUUUUCCCUUCUCGCUCGUCUCCCGCUCUCUCUCAAUGUUGUUUAUGGCAGUAAAGUUAGCAAAUCUAUUACUCCAACAUUGGGAAGGCAGGAAGACAGCACAGUGUCCCAACAAUUUUGACUGAGACUGUAGGUUAAGAACGAUGAUUUCGGCGCGAUUUCUGUAACCGAGUGAAGCUGCGCAGCGCAGAUUCUCUAAAGUGGAGACAUGACCACAUGCAUAUCGCACACGAAACCUAUCCGGUAUAGCGUGAACACAUCCUUAGCUUCCAUGUUUUGUUUCCGGUUUUAUUCUCUUUUUCGAAACCAUUUUCCGCUUUGAAAAAAAUAAUAUUUUCAGCCAUGUCAAGGAAUUGUUGAUGAGGCGUAAUUCCUAGCUUUAUUUCAGUUAACUCCUGUUUCAAAACAAUAUUUUUUUGUUGCAAAAAAUUUGAAUCACUCAGUGAAUUACAUUGCUUUUCUUUAUAAGACUUCAAAUCAAUCAAUCAAUCAGUCAGUCAACCAAUAAUUGAAUUAAUCAAUCAAUUUUUUGUCAUUUUCGAGCUAUUUACAGUCAAAUCUCGUUCAGCUGCUCGUUCCGAUCAUCGUGCAACUUCCCUUGGAGUAGAGUAAAAGCUCUUUGAGACAAUAUCCAUGCACCCCCCUGAAUAUCUUCAAAAGUAAAAACAAGCAAGCUACUCGUCAGUUUAUUCCCUAAGUCCACUACAGCAUGACGCAAGCUUUCGCCUCAGCUUUCCCAACUGAUUUCCUAGAACCGUGGAAGUUAAGCGAUUUGGUGCUUGUUGUUGAAGAACAGAAAUUUCAUGUUCAUCGAGGUAUUCUCGCAUUUUGGUCGCCCGUGUUUGAAAAGAUGUUCACUUCAGAAUUCAAGGAGAAGAAUAAAGAUGAAAUCCCUCUUCCAGGGAAGAAAGCAAGAGAAAUCCAAACCUUGCUACUUAUGAUGUAUCCUUCUGUGGAGGAGAAACAAGUAACAAAGGCAAAUUGUUACUUCUUGUUUGAACUUGCUCAUGAAUAUCAAAUAGAGUCUAUUGCUCGGAAGUGUGAGGCGCAGAUGGCUUCUAUGGUGAAAAGACGAAUGGAGAAUGAUGUUCUUGCUAUGCUCAUCUAUGGUCAAAAGUACGAGCUAAAAACUCUGAUAUCGACGUGUAUACAUGAAGCAAGACGCUUGACAUUGAUGGAAUUAAAGACGCAUAAAAGGAGUCUAGAGAUCGAGCCAGACAACUAUAUGCAGAUUGCCGACAGAAUUAUCCAUCGACUAGAGACACAGUGUUACGAGGUGAGAGAAGAGAGUCUGAAAAAUCUGGAGCGUGUAAGCAAGAGCCUGUACUCGCAUGUUAAAGUUAAAAAUAGGGAGGAGCACGGAGGUCAAAGAACCACUAAUGAGCGUUUAGACUAUGUACUGAGUGACAGUGAUAAAAACAACGUUAAAUGUACAUGUUUGAGCCUUAAAAGUGUUGCCGAAGAGUUAAUAGCACAAAAGAAAACGAUAGAGACCCUACCUUGAUUCAAGCCGGAGAAUAAAUAAAUAAAUAACGUGUCUUUAUUGUUCAAAAGAUAAAAUUACUUAUCUUAUGUUACAUUUAAAUAAAUAUAACAAUGAUAAUGGGCUAAAGUAUGUCUCUAAAUAAGAUUAGUAUAUACAUAGAAACAAAUACAAAAAUCGAAUACAGAAAGUACACUAUUUACAAAGCUACAUUAUACUUAAAGACAAUUCUAUUAAGAAUGUAUUCUUAAAACGGUCCGUGUGAGUGGCGGGUAUAGCGGGAGAUUUGUUCCUUAAGUUGUAUCUUGUAAAAUCUCUUUAGUCUCAGGGAAAUUAGCUCUAAGGGGGUGGUUCGGGAUACUAGAAACCUUCCUACAAAUACUAUGGCAGCAAAACAUCCCGCCGCACGCGAGAAAAAACCCAUGGUACCCAACGUUCCUCAUGAACUAUGACAAAAUAUAUUCAACCACCUCUCUUACUUGGCUAUGUGGUUUAGGUAAAUAAAACAGACAAAUUACUUCGCCUCACGAAUUCGAGUGGGUUGGCUGACUCACGUUCCAAUAAGGAGAACUUUGAUCAUUAUAUUAAGUAAUUCACCUAUCUCUAAUUUCUUGAAUAUGUAUCUGCGUUUAAAACAUCGAUCUAAAAACUGCUGGGCUAUAGUUAGCUCUCCUUCAGAGGCCCCAUACACAGGUAAAGCAUAAGUAAUAUUAGGUAGAACUAAGGAAGACAAUAAAUGGUCUACUUCUGCUUGGCUACAUCCUUCUUUUCGGAGGCAUCUGAUGACGUACAAGCAUUUAUUAGCUUUACAUAACUUUUACAAGUCAAAGGCCUAUUGCCAACCUUGAUGCAACGCGAUCGUUUGUUUUUGUUUUGAAAUCGCGCUUUUGUAAAUGGUGUGCUCUGAUUAUAGUCCACACUUUUGCCAGGUUUUCUCGCAAGAAGGCAAAGUAGUCAGAGCUAGUCAGCUAUGGUCGCGUCGGUGUUGUGUGUUUCCUCAUCUGACAAAUGGUUGCACCACAGGGCGUCCGCACAAUGUGUGCGUGUGUAACCGAUUGCUAUUUUAUAGUAAAUGUACUGGAUUUACCUUGUUAUUUUAUAGUAAAUGUACUGGAUUUAUCGUUCGCUUUACCUAUAGUGAUAUAUCGCUAUGUAUGUCUAUAAAUCAAUAUUAUAUAAACGUUCAAUUACCUUUCGUGUGGUAAUAUAUUGUCUUCCUUUUGCCUCAAAAGCGGUUUUUUGAGCGAUUUUGAAGGAUUUUGAGUUCGCAAAACCAACCAGAAAAAAAUAAAAGACUUUUAGGAAGUCUAGAGCAAUGUGUGUACUUCCAUGAAGGUAAUGGCUACUUUCCCCGCCAUAACUAUGUUUCUUAGACGCAAGGAAAUGCCAAAGCCAUUUGUUCCAGCCAUAAACAGCUUUUGAUACCUCAUGUGUAACAAAAUUUUAGGUUAUUGCGAGCGACCAGAGGAGCUCGCAAUCCUGAUCUGUCUCCAGGUUGCCGUUACGUAUGUGCGGAAUAUAGUUAUCCAACAUUAUUUGGGCAUUUGCUAAGAAUGACGCGUGUUUGGAGCUCCUUGCACUCUUUCACUAGUUAUUCGCCACUUUUAAGUUGCGCGGGAAACUGGGUCAAGAUGGUUGUCAAGUGCAUUGUGGGACUGUUUUGGGGGACGCAUUUCUGCAUGGCGGCAAAUUUGUCGCCCAAAACAGUCCCACAAUUCACUUUCACAACCAUCUCGACCCGGUCUCCCGCGCAACCUCAAAGUGGCGAAUCUGAUCGCGCACAUUUUGAACUUUUAUCACAUGGAACAUUCGCAAAGCUUGUUACUCCAUACCCUUUAGUUAUUACUAGUAAUAGCGGAGCUCCACGCGCGGCGCUAAAUGUGGUAAUCUACCCAUUCGAGAAAAUUUGGUAAUCACGUGACCGUACACCGAGCGAGCGACCGUCCGUCCGCAUCACAGGCAUACCAAUGUAAAAUAACUUAAUCAACAGGUAUGGCAGCUCAAAUGCAACUCAAAGUUUUAUUUGGAAGGAAAUCACAUGGCCGCCCGGACUUUAAGAAAGAAAAAACAACGACAAAGUCGUGUCUUUUUCGGCGUUAUUUUUUAUGUUUACACUGACGUGGAUAAUAGGGAAAGAGCUAGAGCAAAGGAGACGAAUUUCGUAGGAAGAAAAACAUGGAAAUUCAAAGCGGCGGUGAGAAAAUGAGAAAUGCUAGCAUAGCGGCCAGCAAGGUCAAAAUGAGCGGCAGUGAAUAAUAAAAGCGAACAUGAACACAGGAAACAAAAUAUUGGGUAAGCACAUACGACAAUUCCUCCAUAAAAAUAAUGUUUAACUAGGAUGUUUGACUUGUUAGUCAUAUAAAACAGCGUUGUAGUCGUGCAAAACAACGGCAAGGGAAAGACAAAAAAGCGUGCUGCGAGUGCAAAUUUGUUUUUUGCUAAUUAGAAGAAAAAGUGUGCCGCACGUGCAAUUUAUUUUUUUUUUGCUAAUUAGAUCUAUUAGUCUUGAAGCCAUUUUCAUUGUCGUCCCCGUUUAGCAUUACACGAUUUAAUUUUUUUGUUUACACGUAUUAUUAACCAGAGCUUCGCUUUUAGCCCUGGCUAAAUCUAUAUAUUAGUUUUAUAAGUGAGGGUUAUUUUGUUUAGAUGGAAUGCCUGCUGGUCGAAUAUAAGUGAUGCUUUCUGAUUCAGACACACCAGACGCCCCUGUUGCUCAUGCCCCUUUAAGGAAACGCUCUAUCCUAAAGAGGUUCUCCUCAAAUUCAAAUCUCUAGCUCCUAAGAUAUCACGAACACCACGAAUGUGAGUUUAUAACAAUGACACAUCCAGCUCACGCCAAAGGAUUGUCACAGCACGCGUAAAGCACGUGCGUCAAUUUUGCAAUUUGUGUUCUCAUGACUAUCGUGACGUCAAAACCAAAGCAAUUACAUCUAAACAAUGACAUCUUUGAACUGCUAUAAAUCAAGCAGCAAACGCUCUCAAAGGGGGCAAAAUGCAACCGGCUCUCUGAACGCGAUAAACUGCUUACAAACGUUGCUAAGCGCGGUAAAAAUCUUGCAUGCAAUUGUCCUUAUUGGUCAUCGAUUGUGACACUGUUCGUGCUGGCCUAAAGCAAAGAAAACAAGAGGUUCUGUUUGUCUGAGGUUUGACAUAGCAGUGUUCUUACUAGCCAGUAAGCCUACGUUUAAAAUCUUUUUUUUAUUGUUUUCCGUCGCUGGCCACCUGUUUCACGUUCUCUCUAAUAAUGGUUUGUAGCCAAAAGGAGCCGAAUACUAUUUUCUGACCAAACAGUUCCCUAAAAGGGUGGUGCACUCUCAGGGUCAAUUGACCUCAAAGACGACGAGUUAUUUAUUACACUCAGGGUAAAGGGGGAAUAGGUAAAUUAGUUGCUUAAGUAAUCGAUCUCAAACAUCCCAUUUAGUUUGUAAAAAAAAUCCAAAAAACUACUGAUUAAGUCUUAGGACAUUAUUCAUGCUAACCGCGAUCAACUGUUUUCUUUGAAAAUAAAUUUGGUGAAAGGUAGUGGGAUGCAAAAAUAUUGCUAGGGGUAGAGUACACUAUUUAAAUCAAGUUUUCUCUUUAAUUACACCUUUUUGUAUAUAUGCAUUCAUUCUGUAAAUAAAGCUGGGAUAGUAGUUAAAUGAUCAUGUGCAAAAUAUAUACUUUAACAUUACAUUUUGUACCAUUUCAGUAAAAACGCAGGGCUUUUCAAGUUUGGAUUGACAUCAGAAAUUCCACUUCCCUCUGAAGGCUGCCAACUUGAACAUCCACCCUGCGUUUCUAACUUGCCAUCUUCUUUCAAAAUUCAUUUUCCGCUUUGCAAUAAUAUUUUUAGCCCUGCUGAGGAAUUUUCGCUCUCUUAAUUCCAUGAUCCUAUUCACACCCAGACCUUGGGUUAUUACAUAACUUUCUGUCAACCAACGACGUUGAUGGCUUAAUUCCUUCCUUUUUUCAGUUGACUCCUGUUUCGAAACAAUAUUUUUUGUUGCAACUGAAAAAUUUGAAUCACCCAGUAAAUUAUACAGUUAAAACCCCGACUAGGAACCUACAUUUUCCCAAGUUAGCCUAAACGGGUUCUUACAUAAAUGGUAAUUAGAACAAAUUUAGGCUAUUUAGGGUCUUAAAUAGCUCUUAUUUUCGUAGGAAAAAACACUGAAUUUUAGCUAAGAGUAUUUAGUUGUAUUCAGCUCAUUCCUCAAGUAAAACCUGUAUACCAUUACAUUGCAGUUGGAACAGAUUUUAAGCUGAACAGGUUCUUGCAGGCCCGUAGCAGGGGGAGGGGCAGGGGGGGCUCGAGCCCCCCAAGAAAUUUUCAGACUUGACUCAAAUUCUGCUACAAAAGUGGAAUUUUUCUACUAAAAUGGACAGCUGUCAAUGGAAGUUAAAGUUUCAAAGUAUUGUCGAUCAUACUAAGAUUAUGUACUGUUGUUCUUCUGUGCAAUUUGGAAUUGUGUAAAUGAACGAAAUCGUAUUUUUGCUCUGCCAAAAACAACCAACAGCUUUAAAAUAUCUGCUUAUUAAGGAUCAAAAUAGUCAGAAGCAAAAUGGAUCGAAAUGCACCAAUGACAAUCCCUGAACUUGACCUCUUGAACUUUAUUGGUUUCGUAAGAGGUCCGCCAGUGUAAAACAUACGACUGUACUAGAGUAAAACUUAGGGUUUUGCGCGUUUAUAUUGAAAGUCUCACAAUGUCUUCGCAAGAGCCGCCGAAGGGACCGAAGCAGGGGGGGGAGUUAAUGUGAGCCACUCGCUCAGCCCCCCCAGUCAUUUUAUACUUGCUACGGGCCUGUCUUGUAUAGAGGAGGUCUAACUGGCGAAUUUUAGCCUAACAAGUUCUCAAAAACCAGGUUCUGAGUCGCGGGAUUUUUACCGUAUUGCUGUUCUUUAUAAGACUUCUAAUCAAUCAAUCAUUGAAUUAAUCAUUCAAUUAUUUGUUAUUGUCGACUUACUUACAGUUUAGUCCCGUUCCGAUCACCGUGCAACUGCCGUGCGAAAUUCACUUGAUAAGCAGUUAGUAGCAUGAUUUGGUUUCAAUCAAUUCGUUAAUAAUAAUUACAUUAGAAUACAUUUUGAAAGUUGGCUAAACCGGUUUUACACUGUGAAGGUGUCAGUCACGGUCUAUAAUUUCCUCGUACCUAGUCCUGUUUAAACUUUCUUUCGUGUAGAGUGAGAAAAGUGAAGGCAAAUUCCUUAAAAGGGAAAAAGACUAUUCGUUCUUUUCGUUCCUGGUCGAGUGCAGCAUGACAGAAGCUUCCGCUUCAGCUUUCCCAACUGAUUUUCUAGAACCAUGGAAGUUAAGUGAUGUGAUUCUUUUGGUUGAAGAUCAGAAAUUCCAUGUUCAUCGAAGCAUUCUCGCAUUUUGGUCGCCCGUGUUUGAAAAGAUGUUCACUUCAGGACUCAAGGAGAAGAAUAACGAUGAAAUUCCUCUUCCAGGAAAAAAAGCAAGCGAAAUUAAACACUUGCUACUCAUGCUGUAUCCUUCUUUAGAGGAGAAACCAGUAACAAAGGCAAAUUGCUACUUCUUGCUUGAACUUGCUCACGAAUAUCUAAUAGAGUCCAUUGUUCAGAAAUGCCAAUCGUUUAUGGUUUUUAUGGUCAGAGAAAAGAUGGAGGAUGUUUUUGCGAUGCUCAUCUAUGGGCAAAAGUACCAGCUUAAAACUCUUAUAUUGGCGUCUAUAGAUGAGGCACAGCGUUCAGCAUCGUUCAACGAAUUGAUACAGCAUAAAGAAGAGAUCGAGCCAGACAAUUACCUGCAGAUUACUGAGCAAAUUAUUCAGCGACUCGAGCCACUCGAGCCACUGUGUAGGGAAGUGAAAGAAGAGGGUCUGCAACAUCUGGAGAGUGUGGUUAAAAAUCUA
Molecule: messenger RNA, 10189 nt
Organism: Porites lobata
Lineage: Eukaryota; Metazoa; Cnidaria; Anthozoa; Scleractinia; Poritidae
Source: the annotation of a GenBank genome assembly